Molecule: messenger RNA, 1846 nt
Organism: Triticum urartu
Lineage: Eukaryota; Viridiplantae; Streptophyta; Magnoliopsida; Poales; Poaceae
Molecular function (GO): phosphatidylinositol binding; metal ion binding
Source: RefSeq, a predicted model, not a curated record
UACCUUCCGCACGCGUGCGUCCCCUCUCCGUAGCUGCCGUGCCGGGGGUUCUUUCUAGGGUUCGUGGAAUCGCGCUACCGACGUUAUCGGUAAAUUACGGCAGCCUAAAUCAAUAAAUUAGCUGGAAGUUAUAUCUAGUCACUGACCAUGAAAACCUCCAGCGAGGUUCCCUUUUAUCACUCGUUGCCCGUACCAGGAGCUCAAGACAGCCUCAAGGAUCAGAUCCACUCCAAGGUUAUGGGCACGAUAGGCAAUGUCAUGAACUCCAUUGAUCGAAAGGCACUGCCUCAGCAACUGGAAGGGGCAUGGGAAACAGCUGGAAAUGUCGUUAACUCCAUUGAGUCAAAACUGUCCGGGCAGAAGUCGUUUGAUUUUGACGGCGGAAAUGAUUUUCUUGAUGGAUAUGAAUGUCCUGAUGAUUAUUGGGACUAUGAACAGCACAAGGCACAAAAGCCAGUUAACAUUAGAAACCUGCUGGGUGGCAUAGUUGCUAUCAUUGGCCGCACUUGCAAAAAUGACGGCAUUCAACAAUCAAAGGACUCUAGUGUCUCAUUCUUGGGGUCAGGUAGUGAUGGAGAUACAUCCUUGCAUUCGUCUGUCUAUGCGCCAAGUGCUCCUCCUUUGCUGGAUGAAGAAGCCCUGAGUUACAAUAUUUAUAGGGUUGUUUUGGAGGCAGAACCACCAGAAUGGCUGCCCGAUAGCUAUGCUGACUCGUGCAUGCAGUGUUCUGCUUCUUUCACUGCCAUUACUCGUGGAAGGCAUCAUUGUCGAUUCUGUGGAGGGAUAUUUUGCAAGGCAUGUUCAAAAGGCAGAUGUCUUUUGCCAGCCAAGUUUCGUGAGCGAAACCCACAAAGGGUCUGCGAUGCAUGCUAUGAUAGGCUUGAUCCAUUGCAGAACUUACUGAUAAAUUCUGUCAGCAACGCGACACAAACUGCAAAGCAUGAUGUUAUGGAUUGGACUUCUGCGAGAGGGUGGUUGAAUUUGCCUAUUGGAUUAACAUUGGAACACGAGAUAUACAAGGCAGCAGUAUCCCUUAGGAGCUACAGUCAGGUUUCAAGGAUAAACCCGGGAAAAUCUAUUCCGCAUGCAGUCCUUAGUGGAGCAAGUGGACUUGCUAUCUUGACAGUUGUAAAAGCUGGUGCAUUUCUUACAUACAAACUUGGAACUGGCUUAGUAGUUGCUCGUAAAUCAGAUGGGUCAUGGUCUCCACCCUCUGCUAUAGCUUCAGCUGGAUUAGGAUGGGGAGCACAGCUUGGCGGUGAGUUGAUGGAUUUCAUCAUAGUGCUUCAUGGUCCUGAAGCUGUGAAGACCUUCAGUAGCCGGAUGCAUUUUUCACUCGGUGCAGGCUUAAGUGCUGCAGCAGGACCUGUUGGUAGAGUAUUAGAAGCUGAUGUGAGAGCUGGUAAUAAAGGCUCUGGAGUUUGCUAUACAUAUAGUCACAGCAAAGGCGCAUUUAUCGGGGUUUCACUAGAAGGGAACAUUGUUACCACCAGAAUGGAUGCCAAUCUGCGGUUCUACGGCGACCCGUAUCUGACGACCAGUGAUAUACUUAUGGGGAAUCUGGAGCAACCAAAUGCUGCUAAAUUUCUGUACCAAGCGUUGGAUGACCUAUACUCAGGUCUGGAUUGUUAGCAUGACAAAAAUAAAUAAAUCACAAUCUGUACAUAUUUGAUUUUAUUCCAACUGUAGCUAGUUGUGUUGAUUCUCAAAAUGGUUCUGUCAUUUUUGGCGAGCCGAGCUACAAAACCUGUUGCCUAGGAUGGAAGUCUGUAAAGUUAAUGCCUUCCUACGGAUUUGAUCAGUAAAUUGAAAUACACUAUAAAUGAUACUCCUACAUAUUUUAAUA